Chrysemys picta bellii (western painted turtle) is the source of this 6110-nucleotide messenger RNA. NCBI's taxonomy places the organism in Eukaryota, Metazoa, Chordata, Testudines, Emydidae. The record is from RefSeq and is a predicted model, not a curated record.
UUUGACGUGCGCGCGCGGCUCCUCCCUCCCCUCUCGCAGAGCAGCAGCAAAGUAACUCUGGAGUUACUGGGAGCAGCCGCUGCCGAGCGUGGAAGCGCCGGGCUGGUGCUGCCCUCGGGGUGGUUCGGGGGCGGGCCCGAGGGCCGCGAAGGAGGAGGCGGUGGCGGCUGCAGCUGGGUGGGGGGUUCCCGGCGAGCCCUGCCUGCGGAACGUGCCGCUCGGGGCCAGCCCGCCUCUCUUCCCCAAACUUCUCCAAACUCGCCAUGGAGCCGAGAGCCGGAGCCGCCGCCUGGCUGCCGCUGUUCGUCCUGCUGGCCGGCCCCUCACCGGCCCAGCUCGGAACAGCCCGAGCCCAAUUCGCGGCAGGGGGAUGCACUUUUGAUGAUGGCCUGGGGCCCUGUGAUUACCAUCAAGACCUAUAUGACGACUUUGAUUGGGUGCAUGUCAGUGCUCAAGAGCCUCACUAUUUGCCACCUGAGAUGCCUCAAGGAUCAUGCAUGAUAGUGGAUUCCUCAGACCAUGAUCCUGGAGAAAAGGCUCGACUUCAACUUCCUACGAUGAAGGAAAAUGACACUCACUGCAUUGAUUUCAGUUACCUUUUAUAUAGCAAGAGUGGAGCGAACCCUGGAACCUUGAACAUUUUAGUUAGGGUGAACAAGGGACCUCUUGCUAAUCCCAUUUGGAAUGUGACAGGCUCUACUGGCAGAGACUGGCUCCGAGCUGAGCUGGCUGUCAGCACCUUCUGGCCAAAUGAAUAUCAGGUAAUAUUUGAAGCUGAAGUCUCAGAUGGGAGAAAUGGCUACAUUGCCAUUGAUGAUAUCCAGGUUCUGAGUUACCCUUGUGAUAAAUCUCCACAUUUCCUGAGGCUGGGGGAUGUAGAGGUCAAUGCAGGGCAGAAUGCUACAUUUCAAUGCAUUGCUACCGGGAGGGAUGCAGUGAAUAACAAGUUAUGGCUGCAGCGACGGAAUGGAGAAGAUAUUCCAGUCGCCCAAACUAAAAAUAUCAAUCACAGAAGAUUUGCUGCUACCUUCAAGUUGCAAGAGGUGACAAAAACUGAUCAGGAUUUAUAUCGCUGUGUAACUCAGUCAGAGAGAGGCUCUGGAGUGUCCAAUUUUGCUCAACUUAUUGUGAGAGAACCACCUCGACCAAUAGCACCCCCCCAAUUACUUGGUGUUGGGCCUACAUAUUUGCUGAUUCAGCUGAAUGCUAAUUCCAUAAUUGGUGAUGGGCCUAUAAUUCUGAAAGAAGUGGAGUACCGGAUGACAUCUGGGACCUGGACAGAAACCCAUGCUGUAAAUGCACCAACUUAUAAGCUAUGGCACUUAGACCCAGACACUGAGUAUGAGAUUCGUGUCCUCCUUACCAGGCCAGGAGAAGGAGGAACUGGCCAGCCAGGACCACCGCUUAUCACCAGAACCAAAUGUGCAGAGCCCAUGAGAACACCAAAAACUCUGAAGAUUGCUGAGAUUCAGGCCAGACACAUUGCAGUGGAUUGGGAGUCUCUGGGUUACAAUAUUACUCGAUGUCACACUUUCAAUGUAACUAUUUGCUACCACUACUUCCGUGGUCACAAUGAGAACAAAGCAGACUGCUUGGAUAUGGACCCCAAAGCACCCCAGCAUGUGGUGGAUCAUCUGCCUCCUUACACAAAUGUCAGCCUCAAAAUGAUCCUAACUAAUCCUGAAGGGAGAAAGGAGAGUGAGGAGACCAUUAUUCAAACAGAUGAAGAUGUGCCUGGCCCUGUACCUGUAAAAUCACUAAAAGGGACCCCAUUUGAAGACAAGAUCUUCCUGAACUGGAAAGAACCUUUGGAUCCAAAUGGCAUCAUUACGCAGUAUGAGGUCAGCUAUAGCAGUAUAAGGUCAUUUGAUCCUGCUGUCCUAGUGGCAGGACCCCCACAGACUGUAUCAAAGGUCUGGAACAGUACGCACCAUGUGUUUUCACAUCUGCACCCUGGUACUACCUACCAAUUCUUUAUACGUGCCAGCACAGUCAAAGGGUUUGGACCAGCGACAGCAAUCAAUGUAACAACCAACAUCUCAGCUCCUACUUUACCGGACUAUGAAGGAGUUGAUGCAUCUCUCAAUGAAACUGCCACUACCAUAACUGUACUGUUGAGACCAGCUCAAGCCAAAGGUGCUCCUAUCAGUGCUUACCAGAUUGUUGUUGAGGAGCUGCAUCCACACCGAACAAAACGAGAAACAGGCACAAUGGAGUGCUACCAAGUCCCAGUCACAUACCAAAAUGCUCUAAGCGGAAGCUCACCAUAUUACUUUGCUGCUGAAUUGCCCCCUGGUAACCUUCCUGAACCAGCCCCAUUCACUGUCGGUGACAAUAGAACAUACCAGGGCUUUUGGAACCCACCGCUGGCUCCUCGGAAAGGCUACAAUAUCUAUUUCCAAGCCAUGAGCAGUGUUGAGAAAGAAACUAAAACUCAGUGUGUUCGAAUAGCUACAAAAGCAGCAGCAACAGAAGAACCAGAGGUGAUUCCAGACCCAGCCAAGCAGACAGAUCGAGUGGUGAAAAUAGCAGGAAUAAGUGCUGGAAUUCUGGUAUUCAUCCUCCUUCUCCUAGUUGUCAUAUUAAUUGUCAAAAAAAGAUAUAUAACUUGGAGAAGAAACGUCUGCAUUAGAAACAUUAGGAGGAGCUACUAUUCUUACUCCUACUAUCUGCUGGGCAGCAAACUUGCUAAGAAACGCAAGGACGCCAUGGGGAACACCAGACAAGAAAUGACACACAUGGUGAAUGCGAUGGAUAGGAGUUACGCUGAUCAGAGCACCCUUCAUGCAGAGGAUCCCCUCUCAAUCACAUUUAUGGACUCUCAUAACUUCAGCCCCAGAUUGCCCAAUGAUCCACUUGUGCCGACUGCUGUGUUAGUGCCUAUUACUGAUGAGAAUCACAGUGCGACAGCCGAGUCCAGUCGCCUGCUGGAUGUCCCUCGCUACCUUUGUGAAGGAACAGAGUCCCCUUACCAGACUGGACAGCUGCAUCCGGCCAUCAGAGUAGCUGAUUUGCUGCAACAUAUUAACCUCAUGAAGACAUCUGAUAGCUAUGGUUUUAAAGAGGAAUAUGAGAGUUUCUUUGAGGGACAGUCAGCAUCUUGGGAUGUCGCUAAAAAGGAUCAAAACAGAACAAAGAACCGAUAUGGAAACAUUAUAGCAUAUGACCACUCCAGAGUGAUUUUGCAACCUGUUGAGGAUGAUCCUUCUUCAGAUUACAUUAAUGCAAACUAUAUAGAUAUUUGGCUGUACAGGGAUGGCUAUCAAAGACCAAGUCACUACAUUGCAACCCAAGGUCCAGUCCAUGAAACAGUGUACGAUUUUUGGAGAAUGAUAUGGCAGGAACAGUCAGCUUGUGUUGUGAUGGUUACAAAUUUAGUUGAAGUUGGACGGGUCAAGUGCUAUAAGUACUGGCCUGAUGACACUGAAGUUUAUGGGGACUUCAAAGUGACUUGUGUGGAAAUGGAGCCACUUGCGGAGUACGUAGUAAGGACAUUCACCCUUGAAAGGAGAGGUUACAAUGAAAUCCGUGAACUUAAACAGUUCCAUUUCACAGGCUGGCCAGAUCAUGGAGUUCCUUACAAUGCCACAGGCCUCCUUUCAUUUAUACGUCGAGUCAAAUUGUCUAACCCUCCUAGUGCCGGGCCUAUUGUUGUACAUUGCAGGUGUGUAGAGAAGAGUGCUGGUGCUGGACGAACUGGCUGUUACAUUGUGAUUGACAUCAUGCUAGACAUGGCAGAAAGAGAAGGUGUUGUGGACAUCUACAAUUGUGUCAAAGCCUUACGGUCACGUCGCAUCAACAUGGUACAAACAGAGGAGCAGUACAUCUUUAUUCAUGAUGCCAUUCUGGAAGCUUGCUUAUGUGGAGAAACUGCCAUCCCUGUCUGUGAAUUCAAAGCUGCAUAUUUUGAUAUGAUUAGAAUAGACUCUCAGACAAACUCUUCACAUCUCAAAGAUGAAUUUCAGACCCUGAAUUCUGUGACCCCUCGGCUGCAAGCUGAAGAUUGCAGCAUAGCCUGCUUGCCAAGGAAUCAUGACAAGAAUCGCUUCAUGGAUAUGCUGCCACCUGACAGAUGUCUGCCUUUCUUAAUUACUAUUGAUGGGGAGAGCAGCAACUAUAUCAAUGCUGCUCUUAUGGAUAGCUACAGGCAACCAGCUGCUUUCAUUGUCACACAACAUCCUUUGCCAAACACUGUGAAAGAUUUCUGGAGAUUAGUGUAUGACUAUGGCUGUACCUCUCUUGUAAUGUUAAAUGAAGUUGAUUUAGCACAGGGCUGUCCACAGUAUUGGCCUGAAGAAGGAAUGCUGAGAUAUGGUCCUAUUCAAGUGGAAUGCAUGUCUUGUUCAAUGGAUUGUGAUGUAAUAAACAGAAUUUUCAGGAUAUGCAAUCUAACAAGACCACAGGAAGGCUAUCUGAUGGUGCAGCAAUUCCAGUAUUUGGGAUGGACUUCUCACAGAGACAUUCCAGGCUCCAAGAGAUCAUUUUUGAAGUUAAUUCUUCAAGUUGAAAAAUGGCAAGAGGAAUGUGAAGAAGGGGAAGGCCGAACUAUCAUUCACUGUCUGAAUGGUGGUGGUCGGAGUGGAAUGUUCUGUGCUAUAGGCAUAGUGGUUGAAAUGGUCAAAAGACAAAAUGUGGUUGAUGUUUUCCACGCAGUAAAGACGUUACGGAAUAGUAAGCCAAACAUGGUAGAAACCCCGGAGCAAUAUCGUUUCUGCUAUGAUGUCGCUUUGGAGUACCUUGAAUCAUCUUAGUUGGAAUGGAUGUGACAAAGUGAACCAAGUAUAUGAAGCUCAGUAAACUGUUUUGAUAGCAGUUGUUCAACCUGUGAAGAGAGAUUUUAGUGAGGGGGACUUUUAAAAUUUAAAUGCAAAAGUAUUUUUCUUAUGAAGUUGUGGAUCUUAAUAAAAGAACUCAGUCUGUUUCUAUGCCUGUAUACAGUAUCAACAUUUAAUGUCACAUAAAUAAAUUUAAUGAAAUCCAGAGUCAGAAGAAAUUUGCUCAAAUUAGGACUUUUCAGUGUUUGUAUAUACAGCCGUCUCUCAAAUACAGUAGAGCCACCAUCUGUUGCAUGUAUCAAUAUUUCCUAUAUGGUAUUAUUUUUCCUUUUCCUUUUUCUUUUGAUAAAUUGUUAAAGUAAAACAAAACUGUGCAGAUUGAUAGUAAAAUUCAUUCUUUAUACGUUUCAAGUGUUGCAACUCUAUAUAACUGGCUUAUUUUGUUUUAAUGUGCAAUGAUGGCUGGAUCACAUAAAGUUCUUUAUAGAGAAACUUCAACAUAAGCCAAAGACUCAAGUGUAAAUAUGUCUAUAUGGAGAAAGCACAUUGUAUUUAUUGUUUACUUGCAUUCCUUUUUUGAUGGCUGAAAAAACAAUCAUUUUUCUUGAAGAAAGCUUUUUUUGCUGAAAUCAAGUGUAAACGAUUUUUGUAGUUUAUUUUUUGUAUGUUGUAGUGUAAGUAGAAGACAUACUUUUUAUGCAUAGAUGAGGAAACAUUGGUAUAGUGAUUUUGUUGUGUACAUGCUUGUGAAUUAAAUCCAUGUAAACAACUCGGUUAUAGAAGGUCUUUAACUACAGGACCAAAAUCAAAACAUUUUGCUGAAAAUGUAUAGUUUUUCACAGUUGCAUUAGUUAAAUAUUGAUCGAAGGAAUAUAUAAGGAAACCGCACACAUUAAAAUGGCCUUGCUUAUGACUUGCACAAUGUUGGAAGUAGUUUCUAAGCACCGUUACAAUUUAUGGGGAACAAAUUAUUCAACAAUGCUUGAAGCACAGGUCAAGAGAAGAGGACAACAUGUAACUUUUCAGAGUAAGAAGUGUUUAUUUAGCAAAUUGUAAAAUUAAAUGAUGUUUAUUUUGAUGUUUACAGACAUGUAAGCUUUGGCCUCUGACAAAGCAAAAUUUGAAUAAAUCAAUGCCAGAUUCUGGUUAUGGUCUUGGUGUACAAAACAGCCAUGUGUUUUUACUUAGUUCUUCAUCCACAGUUAACAAAUCUUGACAUAUUUUGCUAGCUAAUAUCAUUCCAGUCCCCUGUUGUUUUUGGAAUUGACAGAAAAUGACAAGGUGCUUAUAAAUACUAAUGUAAAGUAAGAGUGAAUUAAACAACUUUUAUAAAAA